UAUUUUUGUUGACAAAAGUUUUUGAAAGCGAUUUAAAAGGCAUUUAAUUGUGUCUAAAAUGAGCACAAAAUCAAAUGCAAACCAAUUGUUCACUAAAUGGUUGACUGAAUGGCGAAACAGCGCUAAAGACGUCGGAUCUAAGAUGGAGUUCGUCUACAAUAAGGCUUUGCGGUCACUUCGGGAACACCCGAACCCUUUGGCCACCGGACAGGAGUGCCGACAGUUGAAGGGUUUCGGCGAAAAGAUAUGCCAAAGAAUUGACCAGAAAUUGGCUCAAAUGAAUGGCACGAAUCAGAUCUCGACCGAAACCAACAAUGAAGUCACUGUUCGUCGAGAAGAGCGACAAAUCACUGAUUUAUUACCGCAGAAGAAGAAGAGACAACUGAAGAAUACGCCCAACAAAACGUCGAGUCCAUUGAAAAAAGUGGCCAAAACUAAGCGAAACACUAAUUAUAUCCCGAGUGAGGGUUCGGGCGCUUAUGGGAUACUAAUGGCUCUAAUCAGGUCUGAGUUAGAGGACAGCGUCGACUCUUUGGGCAAAUCAGAGCUCCAGAACUUGGCUCAAGAAUUCACGUGUUGUAGCUACUGUAGCCCUUACUUACCGUCGGUAAUAUCGCCUACCGUACUUUCGGGAAGGGAUUUGGCGCUCAAGUUAUACCAAAUGGUCAAAGAAAACAAUCAAAGCGCCGAAUCUGAUGAACAAGUCUUAGAUGUGAUUUGCGAUGAAAGUGAUGACCAAAGCCCUGAUUCCGAGUCUAUAUUUCCGGAAAGUCUGGUUCCGAACCCUUUUGUGAGAAGUAAUUCUCAAACUACUGUUGAAAGUCGAUCGCAUGCUUCGACUCAAAGCAGUUCAUCGACUAAUCGAGUGAAUGAUGGGUUUGUUUUGGAGGCGAAUACUUAUGAUAUAGUGCUAUGCGUUGACACUCGGGAACAGACAAGUGGUGUGAACAGAGAUAUGAGAAAAACUGCUUUAAUGGCUGUUUUGCAACAAAACGGCGUUAGAGUCGAAAUGAGGACUUUAAGUGUCGGCGACUUUGCGUGGAUUGCGAAACAAAGAGUAGAUUUGGGGCCAAAUAUCGCGACCAUUAAUAGCCGUUCGCGAAGAGAAUUGAUUAUGGAUUACGUGAUUGAAAGGAAACGGAUCGACGACUUGGCCAGUAGUCUAAAGGACAGGCGUUGGGACGAACAGAAGUACCGACUCAUCAAUAGUGGCGUUCGGAAGCCUUCGUAUGUUAUCGAGUAUUUCGGGUCUCAAACCAAGAGAGGAGACUUCGGAGGCAUUAAAUACGAGACAUUAGAUCAGGCGAUCACUAACGCAGAAGUGGACGGCUUUGCGGUGAAACGAUGCGAUAGCUAUGACGACACGAUUCGCUAUUUAACAUUAAUGACACGAUAUCUUGAGUCCAGUUUUAAAGACAAAUCUCUGUAUUCGUGUUCCAGAGAAGAGAUGAUCAACAAAGAGGUGUCGAACGACCACUUCAUGAGUUACAAUGAAUUCGAUCGAAACGCCAACAAAAUCACUAACUUUACGGUCAAUGAAAUGUUUUUGAAACAUUUGCUCCAAAUUAAAGCCAUUUCUGUGAUUAAAGCCAAAGUGAUUGUAGAGAACUAUCCGACCCUUCAGAGCCUUUUGGACGCCUUCUCUAUCCCGGAGACACUCAAAGAGAAACAAAACCUCUUGUCUUCCCUUAAGAGCGGUUUAAUGGACAGGAAUUUUGGCCCAAAUUUAAGCAAAAAGAUUUAUAAUCAUUACUGCAACCAAUCUGAUUUGUCGCUCUUCUCGACGAACAGUGACUUCAUUGUUGGUUUCGGUCGAGAUCUGAUUCGUGCCAUUCAUUUGAGCCAAUUUCUGGUCAAUUCUUUGGCAUAUCUUUUCGCCGAAACCCUUCAACUGUCGGCACUCCUGUCCGGUGGCCAAAGGGUUCGGGACGAGCGCUCGGAUGAAGAGUAUUAUAACGCUUACAAUGAAUAUUAUAAUAGCGUUGAGAGAAAACGGGAACGAAAUGAGAUGAACACGAUUUUGGUUGAGCCGGAAAUCACUUUAUGGCAAGUGAUGCUACCGUUUCUAAUCUCAUCAUGGAUCAUUAUUGCCAUCAUUUUGGUCUGCAUUUGUGUUCAUCCAUUGGAGAGUCUCGAGUGUCAGGGCUAUCAUCUUCAUCCAUUGGAGAGUCUCGAGUGUCAGGGCUAUCAUCGUAUGAACGCUCGGUUGGAAAAGUUAGAAAAGCCCGGACUUUAUAUAACACCCGAAGGAAAUCAUGAAUAUUAUACGCCCGACGCCGACGAGGAGGCGGUUUCGAGGAAUAUCGCGGACCGAUUGGGGGCCGACCAGACA
Molecule: messenger RNA, 2332 nt
Organism: Medioppia subpectinata
Lineage: Eukaryota; Metazoa; Arthropoda; Arachnida; Sarcoptiformes; Oppiidae
Source: the annotation of a GenBank genome assembly